This is a messenger RNA of Podospora anserina S mat+, 2868 nucleotides long. RefSeq lists its product as uncharacterized. Lineage: Eukaryota; Fungi; Ascomycota; Sordariomycetes; Sordariales; Podosporaceae. The transcript has 3 exons. The record is from RefSeq and is a predicted model, not a curated record. The coding region runs from base 1 to 2868 and encodes 955 amino acids.
AUGGCUCCCUUUCUCGAACUCGCCGCUCUAGCUCUUACAUUAUUUACGCCAGCAAUUGCAUACACGGAAAAGCCUUCCAUCUUCAGCUUCUCCGCGGCUGGUACCGGUUUGCAGCUUGGCGGAGCAAACCUAGCUCCCGAGAUCAGAGUCGCCCCCAAUGACCUACCCGGUGUGAAGCGAGUUGCCAACGAUCUGGCCCUGGAUUUUGGACGGGUGUUGGGUGUCAACGGAACAGUGGUGGUGGCAGAUUGGAGCUCGACUAUUUCCCAGAAAUGGACGAAACCAAUCAUCUUGGUGGGAACUGUCGGGCAGUCGAGUCUCAUCGACAAUCUGGGGAGCACCAAGAAAUUCGACACAGUCUCCAUUGCCAACAAGUGGGAAACAUUCGCCUACCAAGUCGUUCAGUCACCAUGGGAAGGGAGCAGCUCUGUAUUUGUCAUUGCCGGCUCGGACCUGCGCGGUACCGCAUACGGUGUGUACGACGUCUCGGAGAAAAUAGGGGUAUCGCCUUGGCACUACUGGGCUGAUGUUCCGGCCAAGAAGAAGCAAUACAUCUGGGCCAACAGCGACGCUUACACUGAAGGACCGCCCUCUGUCAGAUAUCGAGGCAUCUUCCUCAACGAUGAAUCGCCAGGCUUGACAGGCUGGGGCAGGACCAAGUUCACUCCAAGCCAAUAUGGAAGCCCUUUCGUCCUCGACUUUUACAAGCUCAUCUUCGAACUGAUCCUCCGGAUGAAAGGCAAUUAUCUUUGGCCAGCGAUGUGGUCCAGCAUGUUCUACCUCGAUGACACCAGGAACGGACCAACGGCAACUGAGUAUGGCAUCUUCGUGGGAACAAGUCACCACGAGCCGAUGGCCCGGGCUGACAAAGAGCAAGGAAGAUUUCUGAGGGGCUCUUGGGAUUGGAGAAGCAACAAGGCUGGCGUCCAAGCUUUUAUGCAAGAAGGUCCGACAAGGGCAAAGAACUGGAGCACGAUCUACACUGUGGAUUCCACAUGCUUGGAUGAUGUACAAGGUUCGUUGACCCGUUCCAUUAUCUGUUUUCUGUUCAAAACUAUGUCUGACAUCACACAGGAAGUACCUGGCUAUUGGCAAAAAGGCAUGAAAGUUUCAGACGAUGUGACAAUUGUGUGGAGUGAUGAUAAUAGAGGAAACAUUCGUCGGGUCCCCAUCGGUAACGAAGGAAACAGGGUGGGAGGUACUGGCAUGUACUAUCACUUCGACUAUGUCGGUGAUCCACGAAACUACAAGUGGAUCAACACUAUCCAACUUCAAAAGACGUGGGAGCAAAUGACACUUGCUUACGACAGCGGCGUUGACAAGCUAUGGAUUGCCAAUGUUGGAGAUCUCAAAGGAUUGUUGCCAACUGCCCACUUUAUGGCUAUGGCUUGGGAUCGAAAAGCGUUCACUGACCUCGACAGUACCAAGAAGUGGCUCGGUGUGUGGGGUGCGCGGCAAUGGGGUGAACUUGCUGGAGAUACCACUGCUUCCAUCAUGACAAGAUACGGCAAGCUCACAGCACGGAUGAAGUAUGAGGAUCUCAGCAGGACACCCUUUGCCUUCGAUACCAUCAGCUACGACGAAGCCGAGCUGAAUUUCAACGAAUGGACUUCUCUGCUCAAGAAUGCGCAAGCCGUCCAUGAUGCCCUGCCAAGUGACGUUAGGACGUCGUUCUGGGAAGUGGUCCUGCAUCCCAUCGUGGCUGGCAGAGGUGUCUAUGAAAUUUACACCAAGGUUGCUCUUGCUGGCACGUACAGAGGUCAGCAUCGCGUCAGCGCGAACAAAUUGCUCAGGGACGUGCAAGCUGCAUUUUCUGCCGACCAGGCCAUCACCAGGCAGUACCACAGCAUCCUGAGCGGCAAAUGGAACAAUGUCAUGGCUCAGACUCACAUCGGUUACAACAACUGGCAGGAACCAGCCUCGAAUUCUCUUCCGGGAUUGACUUGGCUCACGACACAAGCAAAGAAUGCGCUCAUGGGUGUUGCGGUGCAAGGCAGCUCGGGCGCAUUCCCAGGCUCUGCAUCGCUCACGCUGCCUGCAGCCAGUCCAUACAUGGCACCUUCAGAUCAACGCUGGCUUGAUGUCUUUGCCCGUGACAACGGGACGUUCAGCUACCGGAUCACAUCCAACGCUUCUUUUGUCAGUGUGACAAACGCUCAGAAUACCAUCUCGACGACCUCGGGAACAACGGACAUUCGUUCCCUCAUCUCGGUCGAUUGGUCAAAGGCCCCAGUUGGAAACACUGCAGCUUCUUUGAGCAUCGCGAAUCUCAACGCCACCGGCACAAUGGCCACAGUUAUCCUGCCCAUCCAGAACAACAAUGUGCCAGAUGACUUCAAAGGCCACGUCGAAGCCAACAAUGUCGUGUCUAUCGAAGCCGAGCACUUUGCCCCUCCGCCCGCAUCAUCAUCGGCUUACCUCGUCAUCCCCGAUUACGGCCGUACCCUCUCAGGCGUUAAGCUCCCGCCCAAGACUCCUUCGCAACAAGCAGGCAAGGGACAUGUCCUUUCUUACCCCUUUUACACCUUCAGCACUGCUACUGCUGCGACGUUGACAGUAUACCUUGCCCCAUCUGAGAACGCGAAUCCCAACAGCCCAAACAAGUAUACCUUUGGCAUUGACGGCGGCAGCCAGACGACAGUUCAAACUGUGGGAAUGACAGACGGGAGCACUCAACCCCAAGGAUGGUCAGACGCCGUGGUGAAGGGGUCCUAUGUCAAGACGAACAAUAUCGGUAGAUUGAACCCUGGGAAGCACGAGUUGAAGGUCUGGCUUCUGGAGCCGACCAUGGUGAUUACCAAGGUGGUGAUUGACGUGGGUGGGUUGAAGUCGAGUUUGAUGGGCCCUCCGGAGAGUGCUCAAGUCUGA